AAUAAUAUUUUCAGAUUAUAGACCAAUUUUUUUUUAUACCAGAUCAUGAACGCGUAUAUGAUAAAUAUUAUUUAAGAUCAACAUGAUUCUAUCGAAAGGAAUCGAUUCAUCUAGUUUAAAAUUUGUAAAUUUGAUUUCGUCAUUGGUGUAAAAGGCUCUCAACGAAAACGGGACGUGUGGUUAUGGCUAAAAAAAUGUAUUCUGAGCACUUGUUACGACUGCAAGAAGAGCAAAAGAAGGCUCUUCAAGAUACAGAUGAUCAAAUAAAUCAGUGGUUGAAGUUUAAAUCAGAUUAUGAAGCUCUCAAGAAAAGAUUGCUGACAUUGCCUGACCAAGUAACACAUGAUGUUAUGGUUCCAUUUGGUAAGAUGGCAUUUAUGCCAGGUCAGCUGGUGCACACAAACGAGAUCCUUGUGCUGCUGGGAGAUAAUUGGUUCGCAGAGAGAUCCGCUAAACAAGCUGCUGAGAUUGUCGAUCGUAGAACUAAAGCUGUAGACAAACAACUACAAGAGUUAACAAAACAGAAGCAGUUGCUAGAACCUAGACAACAAUUUACCUCAGAACUUCAACAAAUGUCACAGGAUAGAGGAGGGAUGUUGGAGAUAAGGGAAGAGUAUGAUGAAGAGAAAGAAAGACAGUGGAAAGAGGCUCAUAGACAGCAUGUUAGAGAAUAUAGAAGCAGACUGAAGAAAGAAGUAGAGAAACAGGAAACCAGUCUGUCUUCUGUACAGACUGGACAAACUGGACUCACAGAUGAAGAGCUCUGGGCUAGACUGGACCAACUUGAGGAAAUAGAAAGUGAAAGAAAGGAAGUGAAGAGAAUAGGAACUCAUGCUGAGAAGAAACUGGAAGGUUACAAGUUUCCCGAUUUCCCACACAGUAAGGAGAAAAUUGAAAACUUAGAAGAGAGUCCUCAUGGGUCAGAUCAUUCUGAUACAGAGGAAUCCUCAUACACCGCCUCUGAUGAGCUAGAUUCAGAUGACGAUGAGAUAGAGGAUGACAUUGGUGAAAUAAAUGCUUCUGAGGAAGAAUUGGAUAGUAAAGGAACACUCAUUACCUUCUCUCAUAGUAGAAAUACAGAGAAUUCCCAUCCUGUAGCUGGAGAAACUAUUGAUAAACACCUGCCACUCACCUGUCCUGGGGACAUCUAUACAAGUUAUAUACAGUCAUUGAAACCAAAGUCAAUAUUGAAAAAAUCACCUACCCAACAGAAGAAGAAAAUGAAACAUAAAACAAAGAGAACUGUUGUAGAGUUUGACACGGGAUCUGAGGAUGAGAAGGUUAUCAGACAGAACAAAUCUGUGCAGCAAAGUUCUUUGGAACCAGCAUUUUCUGGAACUGUAGUAGAAAAAUCUGUUCCAGAAAAAUCCACCACAGAGAUGUCUCCCUUACAACAGGUGCUGCCACAGAGACCAGUGUCAAAGUUCAAAGCUCAGUCAGCCAAUCAGAACAGAGACAUGAAAGAAACAGUUUCAGAAUUAACCAAUCAGACAGACUCUACAAAUGUUAAACCAGUGUCAAAAUUUAAAGCUCAAAGACAGAUGAUUAGAAGAUAACAUUGUGAUUAUAUACCAGUUACAUAAAAUACUUGAAAUAAUGUUUUGUCUUUUAUCACAGACAGGGAAAUAAAUACCUGUCCUCUCUA
Messenger RNA from Mercenaria mercenaria, 1645 nucleotides. Its product is annotated as unconventional prefoldin RPB5 interactor 1-like. Gene Ontology annotation, molecular function: transcription corepressor activity; phosphatase inhibitor activity; chromatin binding. Gene Ontology annotation, biological process: negative regulation of phosphatase activity; negative regulation of transcription by RNA polymerase II. NCBI's taxonomy places the organism in Eukaryota, Metazoa, Mollusca, Bivalvia, Venerida, Veneridae. The transcript is spliced from 9 exons. The record is from RefSeq and is a predicted model, not a curated record. The coding region runs from base 183 to 1556 and encodes 457 amino acids.